CAAAUGACGACUUGCCAGAACCUUCAAUCCUUGCCGCCUUCGAGCACCCCCUCCUCCACGGGUUGAUAUCCGUUCUCACAGGGAGCCACAUGCUCUAGCUUCGUUCUCCUUGACUGCAGAAGAUAUCGGAAAACCACUACCAUGUCCCUCUCCUCCCCGUCUCCUGUUAGGACCCAUCUUCCACCUCUACCGCUCCCGUCAGGCAUCUCGGAAAACUACGUCUUCUGUCCCUCCAAUGGCCUCACCGUCCAUAUCCUCGAAGCUGGAUACACCCCUGAGCGCAACAGGCCCCUUAUCGUCCUCUGCCACGGUUAUCCGGAGCUGGCCUUCUCCUGGCGGAAGAUUAUGCCUUCGCUGGCGGAGGCGGGCAACUAUGUCGUGGCCUUCGACCAACGCGGCUAUGGAAGGACCACCGGAUGGGAUGACUCUACGUUCGCCAAGACCGAUCUGUCCCAGUUUACCGUGACAAACCUUGUGCGAGAUGUCGUUAUCCUCGUACACGCGCUGGGAUACAAGGAAGUCAAGUGCAUUGUCGGGCACGACUUCGGCGCCGUAACCUCCUCCAUGUGUGCCCUGAUGAGGCCGGACCUAUUCAAGAGCGUCGUCAUGAUGUCUCAUCCUUUCAAGGAACCGUCUGGGCUGCCGUUCAACAUUGCCCAUGGAGAAGGCCAGAACCCGCAAAGACCCGUCGAUAUUCAGAGGGAGCUUGCGAGGCUGCCGGAGCCACGGAAGCAUUACAAGUGGUACAACUCCACGGCAGUUGCUGGUUUGAAUUGGGGAGCUCCGCUCCAAGGCCUUCCCGCCUUCCUUCGGGGCUAUAUUCACGUAAAGAGCGCCGAUUGGGAACAGAACAGCCCACAUCCACUUCAAAGUUGGACGGCUGCUGAGCUGGCAAAGAUGCCAUACUACUACAUCAUGCCGCUCCACAAGUCGAUGCCGGAGACGAUCGCCAUGAUGAUGCAGGGGGAGGACGAGAACAAGACCAAGAGGUGGCUGUCGGAUGAGGACCUGAACGUAUACGUGCAAGAGUGGAUGCGGACUGGCUUCCAGGGCGGCCUGAACUGGUACAGAACAUCGACAGAUCCUGCCAAGAUGGGCGACCUUGACCUGUUUGCUGGCAAGAAGAUUGAGUGCCCGGCGACUUUCAUCUCUGGAGCGAAGGAUUGGGGAAACUAUCAGCAGCCCGGUGCCAUCGAAAGCUUCCCGGAGACGUGCACGCAGUUCAGAGGGGUCAAGUUCGUUGAUGGGGCGGGCCACUGGCCUCAGCAAGAGCAGCCAGAGAAGGUAGUGAAAGAGAUAUUGGGAUUCUUGGCCGGCCUCUGAGUUAGAAGUGACACGGGCGCUAUGGUCAAAUGGUCUCAUAUGGAGGAAAAGGAAACACAAAAGUUUUGAAUUACUUCGAUUUCCCGCUCUCGAUUUCUGUCUAUCGGCUGUUUCCG
This is a messenger RNA of Trematosphaeria pertusa, 1439 nucleotides long. RefSeq names its product alpha/beta-hydrolase. The record is from RefSeq and is a predicted model, not a curated record. The transcript is spliced from 2 exons. Gene Ontology annotation, molecular function: hydrolase activity. Bases 142 to 1323 code for a protein of 393 amino acids. Lineage: Eukaryota; Fungi; Ascomycota; Dothideomycetes; Pleosporales; Trematosphaeriaceae.